AACACUGUCUUGCGCUGAACAUCCUCCCCCCUGUCGAUUAUAAUUUCUUGGACUGAUUAGUUCUUCAGGUUACUAAAUUCCUUGCUGUUAGGCAUAGCAGCGUAGCUUCCGGAAACCAGUUAAUCUUCAAGUAGUAGUCUUCACGACUUUCGCUUCGUCUCAAGCGAACCCAUUAAUGUAUGCUCGCCUCUCCAUUUCUUAGACUCCGGCGACCACCGUUACGCCACCUGAAGCUACUUUGUCGGAAAAAUCAGUUCGGCCUCUAGCUUGACAACGGAUAGGCUCGCUAGUUUGUCGUCAACCGAUAGGCUCGCUAUCGAGUGGAGGAAAUAUUGUCGAAGGUUACCCGGGUUACCCGGGUUACCAGGGUUAUCAGGGGUACCAGGGUUUCCAGGGUUAUCAGGGCUCCAGGGAGGGAUUUGAGGCGCCUCGGAAGCAUCUUAUCAGGGAGGGAUUUGAGGGUUGAUUAGGGCUCCGGGGAGGAAUAGCGAGAGGCAGCCAUGCCUCGUUUCAAGACCACCUUCAAUGGAUACUCGGCUCGCUUCAGCCCGUUUGUGGAGAAUCGGCUGGCCGUCGCCACGGCUCAGAACUUCGGCAUCAUCGGCAAUGGCAGGCUGCACGUCCUCGAGCUCGCCCCUGGAGGAGGUCUGGUGGAAGUGAUGGCAUAUGACACGGCAGAUGGGCUCUAUGACUGCUGCUGGAGCGAGGCCAAUGAGAAUCUCCUCGUGUCUGCCAGCGGUGACGGCAGUGUCAAGAUAUGGGACUUGGCCCUUCCGCCUGCCAGCAACCCCAUCCGCAGCUUCGAAGAGCACAUUCGAGAAGUCCAAUCGGUGGACUGGAACGUUGUGCGCCGGGACUCCUUCCUCUCAUCGUCCUGGGAUGACACAAUCAAGCUCUGGGCGUUGGAGUCGGGGCAGUCCAUAAGGACGUUCAGAGAGCACACAUACUGCGUCUACUCUGCUGUUUGGAACCCGGCUCACCCAGAUGUCUUUGCAUCAGCAUCUGGCGAUUGCACGCUCCGUAUUUGGGACCUCCGCGAGCCGCGCUCCGUCCUUGUCCUCCCCACCCACGACAUGGAGAUCCUCUCUUGCGAUUGGAACAAAUACGGCGGCGGAUCGCUUAUCGCCACCGCUUCGGUGGACCGAACCAUCUGUAUGUGGGACAUCCGGGCGCCUCGGCCCGGGCCGGGCCGUCCCGAGCCUGUGGCUCGGUUGCAAGGGCAUGCGUAUGCGGUUCGGCGAGUGCGGUGCUCGCCGUUCCAUGAGCCGUUGCUUGCCUCGGCUUCGUAUGACAUGACAGUUUGCUCUUGGGAUUUUAGAGCCCCAGAGGAUGCACUUUUAGGGAAGCUGGAUCACCAUACGGAGUUUGCGGUUGGAUUGGAUUGGAGCCCGUUGGUUGACGGGCUCAUGGUGUCGUGUGGGUGGGAUGAGAUGGUGUAUGUCUGGCAACAUGGGAUGGAUCCCAGGCUUGGGUAGAAGUGUGUGCAAGGCUUUGAGGCCUAUCAGGGUAUGGAGGAGUGGAAUGAGUUGACAGGGUCGUGUAGUCAUAGGUGUAAUACAAAACUCAUGCUGGUUGUUUCUAUGAUGUUGCGAGCGAUCUAUAGAUUACAACCACCAAAUUAAAGGAUAUGUGUGCCAACAUAUAUUGGUAUAUGUU
Molecule: messenger RNA, 1656 nt
Organism: Closterium sp. NIES-67
Lineage: Eukaryota; Viridiplantae; Streptophyta; Zygnematophyceae; Desmidiales; Closteriaceae
Source: the annotation of a GenBank genome assembly